CCGCCCGACGCGCUGGUGUCGCCGCCGCAAGAGGAAGUGCAGUGACUGAGCGUUGCUUUUUGUUAACAAAAUUUCAAAAUUGGAAUAACGCUGUUUACUUUUUUUUUAUUCAUUAUUUGCGACCAGCUUCAAAACAGUUUGUGUGAUUUAAGUGUCACGUAGCAGAAAUUAAGCAUAGAGAGUGUCAACACUUUCGCCCGUAUUGCACGCGCCAAAUAUUCUCACGGUGAAACCGUGCGAAGAAAAGUACCGGGAAAAUGCUCUUUAUUACAAUAAACAAAAGGAUUCGUUGCGGUAGAUGAACGAUGUCGCCAGGGAUGCGUUUCUCCGCAAGGAGUGCUAAAACACCACCAAGAGUGAGAUUAAAACCGGCUAUAUGUGCCAUAUCCGUAAUUUGGCUAAUGAUCUGUGUAGAAGUCAUAUCAGCAAACAGACCACCACGGUUUCUUAUAGACGGACGUUCAGAAAUCGUGAUCAGAUUAAAAGAAGGUCCAGAUACACCAGUUGGAAGUUUAAUUUACCGAUUAAGAGGCGUUGACUCCGAUGGAGAUACUCUGCGAUUUGGUAUAAGAGAGCAAGUCGGAAGUGAUAUAUUAAGAAUAGAAGCCAUUUCGUCCAACGAAGCUAAUAUAUAUUUAGUUAAGGAAUUAGAUAGAGAGAUUCGCGAUGAAUACUCAUUUGUAUUAACCCUGACUGAUGGUCAUUUGGGGGAAGGUAAUUAUAUAACCCAAAGUUUUUUGCUACUAGUAGAGGACGUCAAUGACAACGAACCUAUAUUUAAACCGUAUCCUCCGGCUAUCACUGUGAAGGAAGAUGCAUUACCUGGAGUAUUGCUUACUGUUGAAGCAACUGAUCUUGAUGAGGGUGCAUAUGGCCAAGUUCUAUACAAUUUACAAGAACUAGAUGGCGAUGUAGACAACUUUGCCAUUCAAACUGUAAACGGGAAGGGAGUUAUACGACUAACAAAUCGGCUAGACUACGAGCGGAAAUCCCUUUACCAAUUGCGGGUUCUGGCUAUAGAUAGAGCAAACCAGGGCCGUGUUAAUACUGGAACUGCUGCUAUCUUAGUAAAAGUGCAGGAUGUUGAAGACCAACCUCCAGAGUUUGUGGUCGCGAGCCCAGUUACCAGAAUCAGUGAAGAUGCGCCGGUUGGGACGUCUGUUUUACAAGUCAGGGCAAUUGAUGGUGAUAGAGGCAUCAACAACAGAAUCUCCUAUAGCAUUAUAUCUGGUGGAGAGGAACACUUUGAUAUUGACAGCAGUUCUGGGGUAGUGUACACCAUCAGUCCUAUAGACAGAGAAGACCCUAAUAAUAGCAAUGGAGCCUACAUACUAGAGAUAUUGGCCACAGAGGAAUCUCAUAUGGUAUCACCACUGCCGAGUGCUACAACUGAGGUGACUGUCAUUAUAACCGAUGUGAAUGAUGAAAAACCGAAGUUUAAAAGCAAUAGAUAUGUAGGAGAAAUCAUAGAAAAUGCCCAACAAAACACACCAAUAACCUUCCUACAGGAUGGUGUGCCGGAAGUAUUCGACUAUGAUCAGGGUAAAAAUGGGACUUUUGAAUUAUACUUAGUAGGUGACAAUGGUGUUUUUGAUGUCACACCUUUUAAGGGUAUAAAUGAGGCAUCAUUUUUAAUAAGGGUCAAUGAUCCAUCUUUCUUAGAUUACGAAAAGGUUACUGUAAUGAAUUUCAGCUUGGUUGCCAAAGAGAUUGUUACCAAAGAACCAAAAAUGAGUAUAGUGCCGAUAAUGGUUCAUAUAAAGGAUGAAAAUGACAACUUCCCGGAGUUCACGGAGACCGUUUACACUGUGUCAAUUCUUGAGAACUGUGCUGUUGGUACAACAGUGGCUUGGAUUCAAGCAACCGAUUCCGAUUCAGAUAGCUAUGGAACUAGAGGCAUCAGAUACACCGGCCUGACUGGCAGUGUUGCACAUUUGUUACAUUUGAAUCCAAUAUCUGGUGUGAUAACAGUGAAGCAGGCCGGCGAUGACAGUUUUGAUAGGGAACUAGUGUCAAGACAUUAUGUGACUGUUGAGGCAAGGGAUGAUCAGGGCAAAGGAAACAGAAACACAGCACAAUUAAUAAUAAAUAUAGAAGAUGUGAAUGACAACGCUCCAAUGUUCCUCGCUAAUAAAUAUGAGGCAAGGUUGCUGGAGAACUCCUUGGACUUUGAAAAUCCGCUUGUAUUGGAAGCAAGAGAUUUAGAUUUGAACGGAACAAAAAAUAGUCACAUAGAAUAUUCUAUAGUCGGUGGUGAUUACAAAAACAAUUUCUCAAUAGAUCCAAAUCUAGGUAUAAUAAUACCAAUCGGCGGGAUUGACUUCGAACAAAUCGCGGGUGACAACACUAAUAUAAGGCCCAUACAUUUGACGGUCCAAGCUCGUGACUUCGGCUCCCCUCCAUUAUCGUCCACAGUUCCCGUGACGGUGUAUGUGGCGGACGUGAACGACCACGCCCCCUCGUUCACACAGACGGUGUACAAGCGGGCCAUCCCGGAGGAUAUGCCGGGGGGAACUAGUGUUAUAGAGGUCAAAGCCCGCGAUUCAGACGGCUCGUCUCCCAACAAUCGUGUGGUGUAUCGUAUACAACGCGGCGCCAGCGACAAGUUUGUUAUAGACUCCUUCUCGGGCCUGAUCUCCGUGGCUGCCGGAGCCAAUCUGGACCCGGACCGGACCGAGCCCACCACUAACAGAUAUGUACUCACUGUGGUAGCUUUAGAUGGUGGCAUAGGAGACCAACAGCUGAGCGCGUCUGUCAUUGUAAAUAUAACGAUAGUGGAUGUUAACAACAAACCACCAGUAUUAGUUGAACCCGGAGUCGUACACGUCAUGGAAAACACACAGGUGGGUACAGUAAUAUAUCGGGCCCACGCAUACGAUCUCGACGAACAACCAGUGUUGAGAUUUUCCAUAGACAAGGAAUUAAGUUCCGGACGAAAUGAGGAUGGCGUCCCGGUGACUAUCAACGACUACGACUAUAUAGGGAUAUGGGAUCUGAACACUAUCGACGGCACCCUGAGGAUUGUUAGAUCUUUGGACAGAGAGAAAGUGGAAAUUAUAAAACUGGUGAUCACAGUCGAGGAUAUGGCGGCCAUGAGUAACGGACCAGUGCAGAGAGCUUCCGCUAUACUGACGGUUAUAGUACAAGAUGAGAAUGACAACAACCCCAAAUACAGGAAACCAUUCUACAAGACCUCCAUCACAGAGAACUCUAAGAACGGCGUCCAUAUUGAAACUGUCAUAGCGGACGACGCCGACAGGAACAGAACUAUGACGUAUAUGUUGGAAGGUCCGGAGGAGAUAUUAGGGCUGAUACACAUGGAGAGUUCUACGGGGGAAGUGGUGGUAGCCAACAGAAUAGACCACGAGCUACAGCCUUGGAUCAAUGUGACCGUCAAGGCUACGGACAGCGGAACGCCGCCCAGAUCCGCGGCGGUGGAGCUGGUGAUACAGGUAUUGGAUGAAAACGACAACAAUCCUAUAUUCGAGCCUUCGUCUUUCGAAUACAGAGUAAGAGAGGACAUAGAGCCCGGCAGUACUGUAGCCGAUAUUGUAGCGAGAGAUGCUGACUCGGGCGAAUAUGGAAAGAUUACGUACUUACUGGACAGAGUCUCUACACAGGGCAAGUUCCUAAUAAACCCGGAAACUGGGGCGCUGAAGGUGUCCGAUUAUCUGGAUCGAGAGACGCAAGCGAGUUACAACCUGGUGGUAGAGGCCUGGGAUAACUAUCAGUUCGGAUACCUCAGCGGGGAGAGUCGCAACGCGUUCAAACAGAUCGUUAUCCACGUAGAGGACGUGAACGACAACCCGCCCGUCCUCACCCUGCCUACAGGCUGCACGACUAUAUCCGAGUUCCACAACCACCGCGAGCCGAUACUGUCGGUGACGGCGAGCGACGCAGACGACACCGCCACGCCCAACGGACGAGUACAAUUCCAUCUGGUGGGGGGAAAGGGACACGAUCUGUUCCGUUUCGAGCAAGUCGGCGGCGACGCUAACACCGGCCGUCUGUACGCGAAGCAACCGCUGCAGGAUCGCUUCGGCAACUACACCUUCAUCAUAGAGGCCAGGGAUCUCGGCCUACCCUCCAACGUCGUCAGAGACGAAUUGAAUCUGUGUGUCACAGAUUACAACGAUCACGCGCCAGUGUUCGUACAUCCGCCACAGAAUGUCACCAUUAAAGUGCCGGAAAAUGCAACAAUAGGCACAACAGUGGUCGAAGUGAAGGCUAUAGACGCUGACAUCGGGCCCAAUGGCGCAGUCCGCUAUAGACUGCGACACGACGCUCGCGGCUCAUACAGGACCUUCACUAUACAUCCCACCAGCGGAGCCCUACGGACCACCGGAGCGCUAGACAGAGACAAACAAACAACCUACCAGCUGAGAAUAGAAGCCUACGACCUCGGCCUGCCAACUCCUCUCAGCUCCGACUUGGAUCUUACAAUUUACGUCCAAAACGUGGACAACUAUAAGCCGAGGUUCCCCGACAGACGGCUGCAUUUAAAUAUAACGGAAAAUGAAGAAUUCUCUACGACGCUACCGAGAGUGCUGGAGAGAGACGAGAUCGACCGCGGCGACGAGCCCAUGCUGCCCGUGUGUUACUACAUCGUGCACGGAAAUGAUGAAGGCUUGUUUGAACUCGACAGGGCUACGUACAGAUUCAAAUCAAAACCGUUAGACAGAGAACAAAAAGAUAAGUACUUGAUAACGGUUCUAGCAACAGAGGACUGUGUACGGCCAGACUAUGAAGCUAAUGGGGACGCAAGUACACUACAGAUAUACAUUAAUAUACAGGAUGUGAACGAUAACGCGCCUCAGUUCAUCAGCAAAAUGUUCACUGGUGGGAUCACAACAGAAGCAGACUUUGGAAUUGAGUUUAUGCAUGUCAAGGCCAUAGACCAAGACGAUGGUGUGAACGCUAAGAUAAACUAUUAUCUUCUUGGAGAGGUCAAGGAGACCCUAACUGAGGGUCUGGAAAAUUUGGCGGUGUCACCUUUCCUGGUAGACGUCGACACGGGAGCUGUGACCUUGAACUUUGACCCUCAGAAGGGAAUGAAGGGCUACUUCGACUUCAAGGUAUUAGCGAACGACACAGACGGUUUGCAGGACGAGGCUCACGUCUUCAUAUAUCUGCUCCGCGAGGAUCAAAGGGUGCGUUUCGUUUUACGUUCCCAUCCUUCGGAGAUACGUGAUAAAAUAAACAUAUUCAGAGAGAGGUUGGCGCGUGUAACGGAAUCCGUGGUCAAUAUAGACGACUUGAGGGUGCAUGAAAAUAAAGACGGGUCCGUAGACAACACCAAGACGGAUCUGUACCUGCACCUGGUGAACAGCGGCGACCACUCGGUGCUGGAAGUGGAGCAAGUCCUCAAGAUAGUGGACAAGAACAUCGAACACCUGGACGACCUGUUCAAAGAGUUCAACGUCCUGGACACCCAGCCGGCGGAGUACCAGCCCUUGACGGCUGACACGCUGUCGUCCCAGCAGGCCGUGUUCUGGCUGGUGUGGACCGCCGGCAUACUGAGCGCGUUGCUGGCGGUCACCGUCAUCAUGUGUCUCUCGCAGAGAGCUGACUUCACCAGGAGACUGAGGGCCGCCACCACCGCCUACUCUUCCCAAACGUCGGGCGAAGCUGACAUGACGAUACGAAGUUCGGGAGGUAGAGUCCCGAAUACAAACAAACACAGCACCAAGGGCUCCAACCCUAUUUGGCUACACGCGUACGAAAACGACUGGUACAAGACAGACGAUCAAAUGAGUCACUCGGAACGAGACUCGCUGGACGAGAACGCCGUCGACCAGGACCUCAGCAACGACAAGCCGUACUUCAUAACGACCUACCCGAGUGGGGACCAGGACCUGGACAACCACAACGACCUGGACCACCGAGGAUACGACUUCUACCAGCAGCUGGAACAGGUGAAGAACGCCAAGAACAUGGAGACCACGGAACUGUAACACUUUACCGACCGACGUGCCUUCAUCAUGAACUAUUCACUUUAACUCUCCCAUACUAAGAUUGGGAGAGGGACACACCGUCUCUAUAUCUGCUUGAUAGAUGAGACAACGUCCAUACUAACAUAGUACCAACGCUCUCAUAUUUGCAUAAGAUUUUUAUAUAUAUUGCGUGUUUGUAUAAAAUGUUAUAAUUUUUUUUUUAUAUAAUUUAUAAUAUAUCCAACUAUUGUGUGA
Molecule: messenger RNA, 6188 nt
Organism: Danaus plexippus (monarch butterfly)
Lineage: Eukaryota; Metazoa; Arthropoda; Insecta; Lepidoptera; Nymphalidae
Product: cadherin-23
Exons: 29
Coding region: 306-5954 (1882 amino acids)
Biological process (GO): homophilic cell-cell adhesion
Cellular component (GO): catenin complex; plasma membrane
Molecular function (GO): calcium ion binding; cadherin binding
Source: RefSeq, a predicted model, not a curated record